AUGGCGGAUGGCGGGUGGGGUGCGGAGGCUGAGGCGGGCGGGGGCGGAUGCGUGGGCGGGGGCGGCGAGUGGGGCGCGCGGGGGGCGGCGCUCGAGCGUGCGUACGUGCACGACGUGUACGAGCAAGCGGGCGAGGACGGGGACGAUGCGCGCGCGCCCGCACCAGGAGUACACGCGUUCCUGUCGGACCUAGAGCCGGGCAGUCUCGUCUGUGACGUCGGCUGCGGCAACGGGAAGUACCUGAGCGUGAACCCGUCCGUGUACACGGUGGGCGGCGACCGGUGCACGCGGCUCACGGCGCACGCGCGCCACCACAAUAAUGAAGUGGUGGCGUGCGACAACUUAUGUCUGCCGUUCCGCGACGAGUCGUUCGACGCCGUGCUCUCGAUCGCGGUGGUGCAUCACUUCGCGACGGUCGAGAGGCGGGCCAUGGCACUCAGGGAACUGGCCAGGGUCACCAGGAUAGGAGGGCGGCUCCUGCUCACCGUUUGGGCUAUGGAGCACGAAGGCCGGAACUUUCACUCACAGGACGUCCUCAUUCCAUGGCAUCGACCAGCGACUUUGUGCCCUCCAACACCAGCACCUCGAUUCCUCUCAGUCGAUAACGAUCAACACCCUUGGAAAAACCGCGACGUCUCCCCGGGCUCGUCGUCACUCUCGUCGCCCAACGAAACCUGCUACUCGUUCGUCCGUAGAGCGCUGCAGCGGCUCGCGGGGCGCCGCUCGUUCCUGCCGUCGUGGGGGCUCGCGCGCGGGCCACCCCGCCCCUGCGUCCGCCCCGAGCCCCCCGCCGCUGACUUACCUAUAGAACUACGCCGCCUCGAUGAACCUCUACCACCCAGACUCAUACCUCGAUCAUCAGAAACUUCCGCCGUCAAAUCGAGAAGUCUAACUGAUAUCGCCGACGUGGAACGACGCGCCCUCGUCCGAUCCCGAUCGAGUUUGCCGAGUUUGACGGGAGAUGACGACCCGCCACCGCCGCGACCUCCUCCGGAGACGACCGAACCAAGGAAGAAGCCGCGCCUCGUCAAACAGAAGAAAUCGAUCAACGAGGACGACGCCGAAGACUCGGAUAAACCGACCGACAUGAAGAGCAUGGUCGACGAGAUGCCAAAUUUCAAAAUACACACGUACAGAUUGGAGUCGAAGAAGCCGGGCGUGUUCAAGCAGACUUCGCUGAACGAGGACUUGAUGUCCGCAGAUAGAUUGAGAGAGAAGGAGCGCCUCAGGAAGAACAUACAGAAGCAGGCGUCCCUCAACGAGGAGUAUCUGUAUCGGAGACCGGGGGCGUUGGACACUAUCCGCGACUCGAUAUUCUCGACAUCAGCCACUACCGCGAAAAAGUUUCAGUCACUCAAAAACGGCCUCACUAGUAAAUUUAAGACGUCGACAACGAAUAUAGAUAAGGUGACAGUGUUCGUGCGAAUGCUGCAAGGAUGGAAGAACCACGGCCCGGUACCUGAAGUUCCUACGCCGAGCGACAAUAACAUCGCGACCGAUAAACCUUACCCGGAGCGGCGGCAUUCUCGGGAAGACGGCUCCGAUUCCUCGAAAGAUAGUAGCCUUCAGAGUGAUACGAGUGUCGAUUCAGAGGAUAGUUUCGCAUCUGUGAUAUACGUACCGAAAGCGGAUGGCUCCGGUGAUCCUCUGUCGCCGACGCCUCUUUCCCCCGGCCCAACUUCACCGAGACUCAAAGUAUCAUCAGUACCGACAUCACCUAGAAUGAAGAGCUCCCCUGGGCUGCCGUCCCCGAGAAUAAAACAAGCUUUCCCACUUAUUCGUCCACCAGCGUCACCGAACGCCGUUCAAACGCCUACGACGGUCAAUAAAAUUUUAGUCGCACAGUACAGUUUGAAAAAUUACUCUACUACUUCAAUUUGCGCCAGUCCCAUAAAACCUCAGUCUAAAAGCCAACCGAAUUCUCCUCCAAAGUCAGAGUCAGACGACAGUACCAUAAAACCAGAAAUCAUCCCGAUCAUGAAUAAAAACAUUUCCAUGGAAGUUUUUGAAGAAGUCGACCCUAUACCACCUAUCAAAGAAGAAGAAGAAUCUCCUACUCCGACAGAAGUGACGAAGGAACUUUUGGCAGAAAUAAAUAAAGACAUAGAGGAAAUACACAAAUUAACCGCCGAAACUAAUCAACUGAAGCCUCGAGUAGUACUUCAAGAUAUAAAGCCAUAUCCGAAAAUCACAUUACAGACCGUAGCAGAGUUGCCGGAAAUACCACAGUUUAAGCCAAAGGAAUCUAAUAAAUCUCCAAUAGCAGAUAGCUUAGACUCCAGGGUGGCUGAACGAAAACGAAAAGAGAGAAUAAGACAGAUCAAAGAAAUGCUCAAUAAAGGUAUCCCAUCGGUAAAUUUAAAUAGGAGACCACCAUUUCCGAUCGUACGAAGCACCAGUAAAGCCGAGCCUAUUGCUAAAAGUCGACCGACGUUAAUGUCGUUAGAGCUUUUUAAUCCAGCCGUGGAUGAUAUGGACAGUGACUCGAGUGGUGUUUCAUCGCCAGAUUCAGUGGACAGUGUCAUUAGCGUCGUACCCGAGGAAUUACGCAAAGCAGCACAAAAGAAAGACUUACCAACGCCGCCAGCAACAAUAAUAGAACCAAAGAAAGAGAAAACACCCCAAGCGCCACAAAGCUUAAUCGAAGCUGCAGCUGAAGUUGCACACUCGUUAGAUGAGACGUGUGAAGCAGUAAUACAAUCAAGCCCGCGGUCAAAAAGGAAACAUUUAGAUAAAUUGGAAGGCGGUGAAGCCCUUGCCAUCAUUCAGGGAGCUUCAAGUAGCAGCAGCAGUAGUAACUGGAGCCUGAAUAAACUUUCUCCCGGUGAUCUGAGAAUAUUAGAAGACAAAUCGAGGUCCCAAUCGCAUACGAGUUCUAGCGGAAGCACGUCGAGUUUGGAAAGACUUUCACCUGGUAGAAGAUCAAAGGAUCGUUCACCGAAACAAGGUAGCACCAGUAACUCUACGUGGAGUCUAAACAGACUUUCACCAAAUAGACCCGAAGGACGUUCGCUCGACGAAAAUUUAAGCAGAAAUCACAGAAGUCCCACGCGAUUCCCUUAUGAUUCAGUGUCAAUAUCCAGUACGGAUUCGGAAAAAUCUAUUUCUAAAUCUGAAAGCUUCAAUCGAAUACAGAAUGAACCACUCAUAACUUGCAAGUCGGAUAUGAUAGCGAAGGAAGAAGAUUGGGUAAACGAUCAACAAGAUCGAGGGCAACAUUUGACGGAAUUUGCUGAGAAACUUAGUGAAAAAUUAUUGCAGGAGAUCGAUCAAUAUUCAAAACGAAUAAACGAAGAAGAUUUCGAUCUGCCAAGCAGUAGCAGCAGUGAAAAAAGUAUUUCACUGAGACUGAAACGUGAAGAAGAGGACAGGAACACCCAAAAAAUAUUAGACGAGCUUUCCAAUAGUUUACAACAUUUAGAAGACCCCUAUGCUAAUAAAAUAAAUAGCGACCUGCAAGGUCUGAAUAAACUGAACACCGAAAUGCAGGAUCGAACUAAAUACAUAGUAGGUGCAAGCGACGUUCAAGAGACUGACAUCAACAAACUGUUUCCUAAAUGUGGCUCUAAAAUUAAAAGCAAAAAGAGAUCGAAGGAUGUGGAUCCUAUUAUAAAUAAGUAUAGAGAAUUGAAAAAGUCAAUGAAGGUGACGAGUGAAGAAGACAUUUAUCUUAAUAAUUGUGCCAAUAUUCAAUACAAUAUUAAACCUAUAUCUACAGAGGAGAAGCUGCCAGAUACGGACACGAAAAAUCCAGACGACGAUAGUGCUAUAUGUUCUAGUAACGGGAAUCCGGAGAUAACAAUUGACUCUGGUGCUUACGACACGAGCCAAUCAUUAGAGACUGGCUACUCAUUAGAAUCAGAAAUUAGCGUUGACUCGUUAUGUACCAGCACAGACAAGAGAUCUUCUUUAAAGGUCGGACAAUCGACGGAUUCCAGCGAUUUGGACAAAAUGGAGAUAAGUCCUGAAUCGGUCACGUCACGGUCUAGUGCGAGCACGGCGCCUUUAAAGUCUGGGUUCUCGAUAGAGUCCAGCGACACCUCCGCAGGUAGCGAUUGGAGUAGACGAGACAAAACUGGUAGUACAGCGUCUUUGGGAUGUGCUAGUUUGGCUUCUCUGCCCUCUUGCAGUGAAUGCUCGAAAGAAAGAAAAUUGAUAGAGACUCGAUCCUCGUCUGAAGACGCAACGAAUGCUCCACCUGUUCAGACCAGAGCGAUACCGCACGCGCCGCUACUGCCUUCUUUGAGCGACGGAUCCGACAGCCUUCCUUCAGAAGGCGGCGCUGUAACCUACCAUAGAUACUACCACGUCUUCAAGAGAGGGGAAUUGGAUCAGCUCAUAGAGAAAUACGUCGAAAGUCUCCACGUCGUCUCCUCGUUCUAUGAUCAGGCUAGCUGGUGCGUUAUAGCGGAGAAAGUUCAAGUGUGGACCAUUUAA
Diatraea saccharalis (sugarcane borer) is the source of this 4437-nucleotide messenger RNA. Lineage: Eukaryota; Metazoa; Arthropoda; Insecta; Lepidoptera; Crambidae. The record is from the annotation of a GenBank genome assembly.